Molecule: messenger RNA, 783 nt
Organism: Penicillium verhagenii
Lineage: Eukaryota; Fungi; Ascomycota; Eurotiomycetes; Eurotiales; Aspergillaceae
Exons: 3
Coding region: 1-783 (260 amino acids)
Source: RefSeq, a predicted model, not a curated record
AUGGCGGUUAUGAAGGAGGCGAUGGAAAAGGUCCUUACAAGCCCAGAUAUGAUCGAGAAGUAUAAGGGGGCGGAUGGUCAAGCCGGACCAACCGGACCAGUCGGACCGCAAGGUUUCGUGGUCCAGUCUGGAGAUUGGAAACCGGCGGAAAUUGGAUUCUUCGACCCCUUGCUUAAGAGUCCUGACGGGGUGUUGGUCGCGAAGUUUAAGCCGGAAAGAAGUGAGGUUUUGAAUGAGCUUGAUCACGCAUCCUUCGGAUGGCCACAGAUCCGUGCCGGGAAGAGUGUCUGCGGUCAUGCUUACAACAUGGUGCGGUUGCUUAAAGCUCUUGGAACGUACUCAGAGGCUGACCAAGUCUUACGCAUUCUUGACUUAAUGGAUGCGGGAUUAGCCCGUGACUUGUUGCCGGCGGAUGUGAGUCUGAGCACCUUUAUAACGAAGCUUGAUUCCUAUGAGAGAACCUGGAAACGACAGAGCGCCGAGCGUACGUCCCGGAUCGCUCAACCAACUGCCUCGACUAACCGGAAGCCCAGGAAGGCACUAGGAGCACUACCAGCUGCGAAUGAGGUCUAUAACCAGAGCAGGCCGCAUAGCGGUCGGGAAGCCAGACUACCCCCUGCGGACCAAACCCCCCAGGCGCCAACCGAUGGCAUCUCCAACUCCGGCAAUGCGCAAGCUACAAGUUCAAGUGAAUUCGGCGGCAAAGAAGCCACGGUCAGCACAAGGAGCUGCCGGAAGAACCCUCUCGGCGGUCCACGUGCCAAUCGAGGGCACCUGGACUAG